AUGCCCAAUCCCAGCAAGUUGCAGCGCAUCGGUGCUGCUGCGCUGUGGGCCGCGCAGCCCGCGGUGUGGCUCCUGCUUGCGCUGGGCGUGACGGCCUUCCUCCUGCUGCCCCUUGCCGCCAAGAAGUGCUACCUGGACGAAAAGGCGCUGCUGGUGGGCGGCACGGUGCCGACAGUGAGGCAGAGCGGCGCGGUGGACGCAUGCCUGGCGGCCCUCCAGCGGCUGCAGGCCGGCGGCAGCGCAACCGACUUCCCCCAGCUUGUGCGCACCGCUGCCGCUGCCAUGGCUUCCUUUGCAUCCGCCCUAGAGUUCUACCAACACAACUUCAGCGCCAGCAGCCUGGGGGAUGGCCCUGGCGGCGCCGACAGCAGCAGCGGCAGCGCCCCGCGGCAGUGCCGCAGCAUGCAUGCAGUGGUGCGCACGCCGCGGGGCGACGGCAACGAGGGCUAUGUGCUGAUGCUGCCGCUCGAUGCCAGCAGGCCGGCGGCGGCCGCGCUGGCUGCCGCUGCCGGCGUGGCAGCGUUGGGGCACUUGCGGAGCAGUCGCUGGCUGGCCAAGGAUGCGGUGCUGCUCUUUGCUGACACACAAGCCUGCGGGGCGGAGGAGAGUGCACAGGCAUGGCUGGCCGCCUACAACGGCGCCCACGACCUGUUUGGCUUCCCGCGGGCGGGCCUGUUGCAGCAGGCGCUGGUGCUGGAGCUUGCGGGCCCGGCAGGUGGUAGCGGCGGCGGCGGCGGCGCAGACAGCGGCGCCAGCUCAGCAGAGCUCAGCGUGCACGGCGGCGGCAGCCUGCUGCCCAACCUUGACCUCUAUUACCUCGUCAAAAGGAACCUGGAGCUGCACACCACGCUGCCUGUGGGCCUGCGGGCCUCCGCAGCGACGCCGCCGGCCGCGACGUGGCACGCAGGCGCCGCCCUGGCCGCCGCCGCCGGCUGGCUGGGCCUGGCGCCGCCGCCCGGGACGCAGCGGUACGCUUCAGACCUGCAGACCCUGGCCGCCUUUGCCGGGCAGCUGGCCCGCGGGGAGCCCACCGGCGCCCACGCCGCCUUCCUGGCACACCAAGUGGACGCCGCGACGCUGACGCUGCGCUUUGCUGCGGCCGCCGAACCGCCAGCCGGCCGCGGCGGCGGCGCCAAGGCCGCGCAGCGCGCGCAGCUGGCGGCCCACACCACCCUGACGGCAAUGGAGAUGGUGCUGCGGACCUUCAACAACCUCCAGGAGCGGCUGCACCACUCCACCGCCCUCUAUGCGCUGGUGUCGCCCACCCGCUUCGUCAGCAUAGCGGCCUACCUGGCGCCCCCUGCGUGCCUCCUGCUGGCAGCCCUGGCACAGGUGCGCGGUGUUUGGGUGGCGGGUGUGUCUGGGGUGUAUCGCUGGAGGGCGGCGCAGUGUCGAUGCCACUGCGGCAGGGCAGGCCCACGGCGCCUGCCCGCCCCAGAUACUUUAGCCGGCCUGACGCAGGCGGUGUGCCUUGCUCGCCUGUUGCAGCUGAUCGUGGCCAGCCGGGCAGCAGCAGCAGCAGGAGCAGCAGCAGCAGGAGGAGGAGGAGCCGUGCGAUCGGCGGCCUGGCAUGCGGCGUGGCGGCGCGUGGCUGCCUGCCAUGCUGUGUCGGUGGCUGUGGGCGCAGUCGGUGCGCAUGCCGCCGGCGGCGGUUUGCAGCCUGAUGGCGGCCUGGCAUGGCUUGGCCAGCAGCUGCUGUGGGCUGCAGCCGUCGGCCUGGUGGCAGCGCAGGGUCCCCGGGCCAUGCUGGCAGCUCUGUAUCCCAAUGGCAGCGAGGGCGGUGGCGGCGACGGCGUAGUGGCGGCAGGCGGGCAGGUGCAGCUGUGCGUGGCGGCUGUGGGGCUGGCGGCGGUGGUGCUGCGGGGCGCCCACCUGCUGAUGGGGCAGUGGCGCUGCACCCAUCCAAUUGGAGGCCGAGCGUGGUAUCAUCUCCCGCGCCCCCGCGCUAGGACGCUGCGCGAAGCCCAUCAUUCUGUGAUCGCGAUUCCCACAAUCAUGCGUAGGGCCGCUGGCGCCCUGCUGUGCGCAUGCCUCCUGGCGCUGGCCGCGGGACGCUGCUCCGCCAAUCCCCGCACGAGACCCGCAUCUUCCCCUGCUGCAGUGGGCCAUGGGCGCCAGCUUACGGCCACCGACCCUUACGCCCCCAAAACAUGCCCCACAAACAUGGUGUACGAAAACAUUUACGACGCGGCUUACUGCAUGAAGCUGACCACAACCGUCCUAGCCAUCAACGCCGCCGGCAUGAUUGACCUCUUCACCAACGCCAAGCUGCAAGUCACCUUCUUUGCGAUGGACAACGAGGCCUGGACCACCCUGGGCAAGACGAUGGACCCGCCGCUGACCGUGCAGCAGAUCCUGCAGAACCAGGGCCUGACGGUGCAGAUCAUGCAGGCUCACAUGGUGGAUUUCCCCUUCACCACCUCUUACUGGCCCGCCACGGGCACCAAGACCGUCAACGCCGUGCUGGCGGGGCGCAAGCUGACGCUCAAGACGGACGAGGACGGCAACUUCGAUGUGUAUGGGUUUAUGAAUGUGGCAGAGCGUGCCCAAGAUCAACCUUAA
Molecule: messenger RNA, 2562 nt
Organism: Chlorella variabilis
Lineage: Eukaryota; Viridiplantae; Chlorophyta; Trebouxiophyceae; Chlorellales; Chlorellaceae
Exons: 9
Coding region: 1-2562 (853 amino acids)
Biological process (GO): attachment of GPI anchor to protein
Cellular component (GO): GPI-anchor transamidase complex; membrane
Source: RefSeq, a predicted model, not a curated record